This is a messenger RNA of Triplophysa dalaica, 1438 nucleotides long. It is a transcript of the gene tsnax, whose product is annotated as translin-associated factor X. The coding region runs from base 326 to 1177 and encodes 283 amino acids. Gene Ontology annotation, cellular component: nucleus; cytoplasm. Lineage: Eukaryota; Metazoa; Chordata; Actinopteri; Cypriniformes; Nemacheilidae. Gene Ontology annotation, molecular function: RNA endonuclease activity; sequence-specific DNA binding; RNA binding. The record is from RefSeq and is a predicted model, not a curated record. The transcript has 6 exons.
CUGCAAAGCGUCAUUAAACGGCGCAGGAAGACUUUGGUGGCCUGCGCGUGUGCCGGAGUUCAAUUAGGAUUGUAUUAUAUGGAAAACGACACUUUUAUAACGAACACACGGUCUUGAAGAUGCGUUUUUAAAACACGUUGUUUUUCAGUUGCAGAAGUUUGAAGAUGCGCAAUAAUUAUGACACACGAGAGAGUUCAUAGUCUAUGAGUUCGGUGAGAUUUACAGCAUCAAAAGUCACGAACAGCUGGAGAAAUAAAGCAGUUUACUGUUGUCAUUUAUCUAUUGGUGAACGCACGUGUCCAGUUAAAUAUACUUUAGCAGAGAGAUGAGUAAACGAGAAGAUGAGGGAUGUGUCCGAAAUCGAAGGACAGAUGCUGGACAGAAAGCAGAGGAUUGUGUUAACUCAGAUUCACCUGUCAUAGGUGCUUUUAAAGUGUUCCAGCGAGAAUUGGACACCAAACAUGAUAAGCAUGAGCGUUUGGUGAAAAUCAGUCGUGAUGUUACCAUUGAAAGCAAACGGACCAUAUUCCUCCUGCACAGGGUGACCAGCGUUCCAGACUUUGAGAACAUACUGAACGACGCAGAUGUGAAACUGGACGGUGUGAGGCAGAAGAUCGGACAGAUAGCUGAAGAACUGAGAGGAGAAGAUCUGCAUCAGUUCCAUCGAGCCUUCACGCCAGGGAUUCAGGAGUAUGUGGAGGCCGUUUCAUUCCAUCACUUCAUCAGACAUCGCAGGCUGAUCAGUCUGGAGGAGAUUAACGCCCGUCUGGUCUUCAUGAAAGAGGACCAAACCACAAAGGUUGGUUGUGAGGACGUUUGUCCCGGCUCGUGUGUGCUGACCUUCCAGGUGACGCCAACCGAUUACCUGCUAGGUGUGGCUGACCUGACGGGCGAGCUGAUGCGAAUGUGCAUAAGCAGCGUGGGCAAUGGCGAUAUGGAUACGCCUUUUGAGCUCAGCGGUUUCCUGCGGGAAAUCCACGACGGCUUUUCUUACAUCGGCAACACUGGACCAUACGAGGUCUCCAAGAAACUGCACACUCUGCGUCAGAGCCUGGGGAAGGUGGAAGAUGCGUGCUACACCCUGCGUGUGCGUGGCUCUGAGAUACCCAAACACAUGCUCGCCGACGUGUUCACCAGCAGGGCGGCGCACUUGGAGACCGAUGACGGGAUCGCUUAGGAUAUCGCAAAGGAUCUCCCUUGCUGCGCAUGUUUUCGGUUUAUCUUUAGUAUUUUUGGUUUUGAAGAACUCAAAACUUUGUGUUUAUGAUGUGUUUUAUUAUUUGCAUGCUGUUGCAAUGCCUUGUUCCUCAGUUUUGUGCUGUACUGCAUGUAAAUGGAAACAAUGAAAGGCUGAACUUCAUUCAGUUCUACCCAAAGGUUUCGUGUUUACAAAAUAAAACGGUCCUGGAUAUGUCAAUAAAACUUGUUUUGGUACUAA